AUGGGCCUCUUCGACGAUCUGCUAAUCGGCGGUGCCGGACUCGCCUUUGUCGAGCACGAGCACACCAAGCAUCAGCGACAACGCUUUGAGCAACAAUACGCACUCGAGCAGCAGCAAGCGCAGUACCAGAAUGGCGGCAUGCAGGGGCAGUACCGCUCCGCCGGACCUUCAUAUGGUCCUCCUCCCCAAGGACCGUACAUGCAGCAACAGCCCAUGCAGUAUACUGGCUGCUGUCCGAAUUGCGGCUACAACUUAGCAAAUGGCAUGCAAGGCGGGCAAGGUUAUCAGUAUGGUGGACCGCAACAAGCAGCUGGAUAUCAGCCGCCAGCGUAUCAAGCACCAGCGUACAGAGGCAGUCCACCGCUGCCACCACGGACGCCGGAACGGAAGAAUUAG
This is a messenger RNA of Cyphellophora attinorum, 396 nucleotides long. RefSeq lists its product as uncharacterized. Bases 1 to 396 code for a protein of 131 amino acids. The record is from RefSeq and is a predicted model, not a curated record. The transcript has a single exon. Lineage: Eukaryota; Fungi; Ascomycota; Eurotiomycetes; Chaetothyriales; Cyphellophoraceae.